Molecule: messenger RNA, 4176 nt
Organism: Colletotrichum destructivum
Lineage: Eukaryota; Fungi; Ascomycota; Sordariomycetes; Glomerellales; Glomerellaceae
Product: Putative elongator complex protein
Exons: 5
Coding region: 189-4124 (1311 amino acids)
Biological process (GO): tRNA wobble base 5-methoxycarbonylmethyl-2-thiouridinylation
Cellular component (GO): cytosol; elongator holoenzyme complex
Molecular function (GO): tRNA binding
Source: RefSeq, a predicted model, not a curated record
UCGCAGUGACGGAUAGCGCAGAUACGAUCGACAAACGACGACGACGCCUGCCUCGCACAGCAAAUCUCGCGACCGAAGCUGCCCGUGAGCUCCCGGAGCAUAACCGACUUGACCGACUAAACCCUUCGCCCCCUCUUUCUUCUUCAUGCUCCAGAGCGGCAUUGCGCUCUAAGCAGAGGCCACACAAGAUGCGGAAUUUGCGCAACAUCCGGUUCAGCGCCUGGGAGCAGCAACAGGACGUCACAGUCACGGCGUGCUGCUGGGACCCCGCCAAAGACGAGCUUCUCUGCACGACUGGGCCGACAGAGGCAAAAGCCACCAUUGAGCUGGUGAGGCUGUCGGACCACCACCAAGAGCAGCAAAUUAAAUCACACACCGUCACGAGUUGGGAUACGCCGAGCCCGAGCCCGGACCUGCCCGCGGACAAGGUAGUCGGCCUACACCACUUCGCCGACACCCUCACCACCUGCAUCAUCCUCGAGGGCGGCGACAUCGUUACUGUGCAAGAGGACGAUGCCAGCCGCGAUGGCGACGUCCAGAUCGAGAUCGUCGGCUCCAUUGAUGCUGGAAUCUCCGCCGCCCGCUGGUCCCCGGACGAGGAGCUGCUCGUCGUCGUCACCAAGGAGGGCAACGCCGUCUUCAUGGGCCGCACCUUCGACCCCAUCGCCGACGUUGUCAUGACGCCCGACGACCUAAGGCUGUCGAAACACGUCUCCGUCGGCUGGGGCAAGAAGGAGACUCAGUUCCAGGGCAAGGGCGCCAAGGCCCUGCGCGACCCGACGAUUCCCGAAAAGGUGGACGAGGGCCUGCCAAGCGUCAACGAGGACGGCGCCGCGACCGUCAGCUGGAGGGGUGACGGCGCGUAUGUUGCCCUCAACUCUGUCGCCGGUGGCGCAAGGAGGGUUGUGAGGGUAUACUCGCGCGAGGGCGUUCUCGACAGCGUCAGCGAGCCCGUAGAUCAUCUUGAGGCGGGUCUGAGCUGGAGACCCUCCGGAAACCUCAUUGCGGGCAUCCAGCGGCUCGAGGACCGGACGGAUGUCGUCUUCUUUGAGAGGAACGGUUUGAGGCAUGGGCAGUUCACGCUGCGCAGCGCCGAUGGGCCCCUGAGUGCCCACAAGAAGAUUGGGUUGGAGUGGAAUUCCGACUCGACCGUUCUGGCCGUGGUUCUGAGUGACAGGAUACAGCUGUGGACGACGGGCAACUAUCACUGGUAUCUGAAGCAGGAGGUGCCGCUGACGUCUGCGUUUGCUGGGUUGGCGUGGCACCCCGAGAAGCCGCUGCGUUUCGUCGCCGCUACGACGUCUGUCGUCAACGUCUCGGAGUACAUCUUCGCCGUGUCCCGUGGCUCCCUGAGCCCACCCAAUGACCACGGAGCCGUUGCGGUUGUCGACGGCCAGACCGUCAAGUUAACCCCCUUAAGGACCGCGAACGUGCCGCCACCCAUGGCCCUAUUUGAGCUCGACUUUGCGGCCAGCAUUGUCGACGUCGCAUUUGACCCCAGCAACUCGCUCAUGGCGGUCUUGCAUCGAAAGGGUCUGGAUGUGUACGAGUGGCAGACUAAGGGCGAUCGGUCGACGAAACCGAAAGAGUUGGUCAAGAUCGCGUUCGAUCCAGAUGCCAAGACCAGGGUUCCCCUACAGGCUGCAUUCUCUGGCCCGGCCGAGUGCCAGGUCCUUGCCUCCGAGGAGGGACUGAAGCUUGAGACUUACACCGUUGAGGCUUCCUCGCUCAUCGCGUCAGGGGUCACUCAGCUCAGGGCCACAGAGACAUUCUCGUCGAUCUUCAGCCACGAGGGUGACUCAGGGGUUGAGGCCUGCGCACAAGACCGCUCGGGGAAGCUUUACAGGCUGGCUGGGAAGCAAGCCCCUGAGCUUCUUGGAACGCAGCUGUCGACCCAGCUUCCGUGGUGUGAGGUGCGGAGCAUCAAUGGGCGGAGCGUCGGCAUUGGCCUGACCAGAAACGGUCACCUCUAUGCCAACUCAAGGCAGUUGGCGAAGAACUGCACCUCGUUUGUCGUUACCCCCGCGCACAUCAUCUUCACGACCAACAACCAUUUCCUCAAGUUUGUGCACCUUGUGGACCCUGAGGAGAUGGAGGUCCCCGGAGACGAUCCAGAGAUCGACGAGCGAUGCCGCAGCAUCGAACGCGGCGCACGUCUCAUCACCGCCAUGCCGACCAAUAUGAACCUGGUUCUUCAGAUGCCGAGAGGCAAUCUUGAAACCAUAUUUCCCCGAGCCAUGGUUGUUGCGGGUAUCAGACAGCUUGUAGAUGAGAAUAACUAUGGCAGGGCGUUUGCCUUCUGCCGUACGCAGAGGGUUGACAUGAACAUUCUCUACGAUCACCAGCCGAGCCAGUUCCUAUCCAACGUUGGUCUCUUCCUCGACCAACUCAAGGACAUCUCGUACAUAGACCUGUUUUUGUCGUCUCUCAGAGAUGAGGAUGUCACUCAGACCAUGUACAAGGACACAAAGCGCAUAUCCAGAUCUCUCGAGACAUCGGCAGAAGCCCCAGCCGCAGCACCUGCAGACCUCUCCGCCAAGUCCAAGGUCAACAAGAUCUGUGACGCCAUCCUCAAGAGCCUGCAGAGCAAGAAGAGCACGAACCUGCAGAACAUCAUCACAGCACAUGUCUGCAAGGUCCCGCCAGCCCUCGACGAUGGCCUGACUCUCGUCGCAGAGCUGAUGCAGGAAGACGAGAAGGUGGCAGAGAAGGCUGUCGAGCACAUCUGCUUCCUCGUCGACGUCAACCGCCUCUACGACAACGCCCUCGGCCUGUACAACCUCGACCUCGCCUUGCUCGUCGCCCAGCAAUCGCAGCGCGAUCCGAGGGAGUACCUCCCCUUCAUCCAGGAUCUCCACAACCUGCCCGACCUGCGCCGUAAGUUCGAAAUCGACAACCACCUCGACCGCCGAGCCAAGGCUCUCUCGCACCUAAAGGACCUCGACGCCUUCGAGGAACUUUCGACGUACACCGCCAAGCAUGCGCUGUACCAGGAAGCCCUCGCCCUCUACCGUUACGACCAGGCGCGUCACCAGGCCCUGACCGGUCUGUACGCGGCCUACCUCGAGUCCAAAUCGAAGUACCGCGACGCCGGUCUCGCUUACGAGACCCUCCAAAACUUCAACAAGGCCACGAGCUGCUACCGCCAGGCCGGCGUAAUGUGCUGGCGCGAGUGUCUCUUCGCCGCACAGCAGCAAACGCCCCCACCCUCGGAGGAGACUAUUACGGAGCUGGCCUCUUCCCUCGCGGACGCCCUCUGGGAGGGCAAGGAAUACGCCGCCGCAGCCACGAUCCACGUCGACUACCUCGCCUCUCUUGAGACUGCCGUCAAGUGCCUCUGCAAGGGCUACCACUUCGCCGAGGCCCUCCGCCUCAUCGCCCGCGAGCGCCGGGCGGACCUCCUUCCGACAACCUUCGACGGUGGUCUCGUUGAGGCACUGAGCAGCAGCACCGAGUUUCUCGCCGACUGCAAGUCCCAGCUCCUCGCCCAGGUGCCGCGUGUCGCGGAGCUCCGCAGGAAGGCCGCCGAGGACCCGCUCGCCUUCUAUGAGGGCGAGCGCCCCGGCGGUGGCGCGGGUGGUGACAUCCCCGACGACGUCUCGGUGGCGGCGUCGUCACGCAUCAGCACCAGCGCCAGUCUGUUCACGCGGUAUACAGGCAAAGACGGCAGCGUCGGAACCGUGGGCACGGGCGUGUCGCGCGCGACCUCCAAAAACCGCAAGCGCGAGGAGAAGAAGCGCGCCCGCGGCCGCAAGGGCACCGUCUACGAGGAGGAGUAUCUCGUCAACAGCGUUCGCAGGCUCGUUGAGCGCGUCGAGGGUGGCGCAAAGGACGAGGUCGGACGCCUCGUCUUCGCGCUCGUGAGGCGCGGCAUGACGGAGCGCGCGCGCGCCGUGGAGGCGCUCAUGGCCGAGGUUGUCGAGGGGUGCAAGGCGGCGGUGCGCGAGGUGUUCGCCGGAGGCAAGGAGGAGCACGAGGGCGAGGCCAUGGUCGGGCCCGACGGCGAGACGUACAUGGCUUCCGGCGGUGACGCCGUCUUCCAGGAGCACCUGGAGGCGAGGGCCAAGAAGCUGGAGCCGCCUGCGCUGAGCGCGUUCCAGAAGCUGACGUUGCUGGGGUCAUAGACGUCAAGAGGACACGAGUGUGCCCGAUGGCCAUAUACCUUAUCUUGAAGAA